Molecule: messenger RNA, 1619 nt
Organism: Penicillium mononematosum
Lineage: Eukaryota; Fungi; Ascomycota; Eurotiomycetes; Eurotiales; Aspergillaceae
Product: class II fumarate hydratase
Exons: 6
Coding region: 9-1619 (536 amino acids)
Biological process (GO): tricarboxylic acid cycle; fumarate metabolic process; malate metabolic process
Cellular component (GO): tricarboxylic acid cycle heteromeric enzyme complex; mitochondrion
Molecular function (GO): fumarate hydratase activity
Source: RefSeq, a predicted model, not a curated record
GUCAUACAAUGAAUCCAACUUCCUCCCGAGCCGCGGUGCGCUCUAUGGCCACCCUGACACAUGCGGCCAGAGCCACCCCCGCAGCUCGCAGCGUUUUGUCGCCCUUUGCUACCCGGUCUCUGAGCUCUAAUACCCGUCAAUUCGCUCAGUUCCCCCGCCUUCAAUCCUUGAACACUUUCUCCAACAAGCGAGCCUUUGGAACUACCGUCAGAAUGUCUGUUGACGCUCGUACUGAGAGCGAUGCCUUUGGUGAGAUCCAGGUCCCUGGAGACAAGUACUGGGGUGCGCAGACCCAGCGCUCCCUGGGCAACUUCGACAUCAACCAGCCUCAGGAUCGCAUGCCUGCCCCAGUGAUCAAGGCCUUCGGUAUCCUGAAGGGUGCUGCUGCUGAAGUGAACAUGAAGUACGGUCUUGACCCCAAGAUUGGUGAAGCUAUCAAGCAGGCCGCCGCUGAGGUCGCUGAGGGUAAGUUGCUGGACCACUUCCCUUUGGUCGUCUGGCAGACCGGUUCCGGAACCCAGUCCAACAUGAACUCCAAUGAGGUUAUCUCCAACCGUGCUAUUGAGAUCCUCGGUGGCACCAUGGGCUCCAAGAAGCCAGUCCACCCCAACGACCACGUUAACAUGUCCGCCUCCUCCAACGACUCCUUCCCCACCGUCAUGCACAUCGCUGCCGUUGUCGAGAUCGAGCAGUCCCUUCUGCCUUCCCUCAAGGCCCUCCGCGACGCCCUCCAGGUGAAGGUCGACAAGUUCGAGCACAUUAUCAAGAUCGGCCGCACCCACUUGCAGGAUGCCACUCCCCUUACUCUUGGCCAGGAGUUCUCUGGCUACGUCGCCCAGCUCGACCGUAACAUCGAGCGUGUCCAGGCCACUCUUCCCCACCUGCGCUACUUGGCCCAGGGUGGUACCGCUGUCGGCACUGGUCUCAACACCUUCAAGGGCUUUGACGAGGCUGUCGCUGCUGAGAUCACCAAGCUGACCGGCACCGAGUUCAAGACCGCGCCCAACAAGUUCGAGGUUCUGGCUGCCCACGAUUCCAUCAUCGAGGCCUCCGGCUCCCUCAACACCCUGGCUGCCUCCCUCUUCAAGAUCGCCCAGGAUGUGCGCUACCUGGGAUCCGGCCCUCGCUGCGGCCUGGGCGAGCUGAGCCUGCCCGAGAACGAGCCCGGCUCUUCUAUCAUGCCCGGAAAGGUCAACCCCACCCAGUGCGAGUCCCUCACUAUGGUCUGCUCCCAGGUUAUGGGUAACCACGUCGCUGCCACCAUCGGUGGCAUGAACGGCCAGUUCGAGCUUAACGUCUUCAAGCCCGUGAUGAUCUCCAACCUGCUCCACAGCGUGCGCAUCCUCUCUGAUGGCAUGAACAGCUUCCGUUCCCACCUGGUGGAGGGUCUGGAGGCUAACGAGGGACGGAUUAACUCCCUUCUCAACGAGAGUCUGAUGCUCGUGACUUGCCUGAACCCUGUCAUUGGUUAUGACAUGGCCUCUAAGGUGGCCAAGAAUGCCCACAAGAAGAACCUUACUCUGAAGGAGAGCGCUAUGGAGCUCAAGGCCCUCACCUCGGAAGAGUUCGACCAGUAUGUCCGCCCCGAGCUGAUGCUGGCUCCCAAGGAGUUGAAGUAA